CCAUCACUUCUUUCCACUACAUUUAUCCGUCGAUCAAAUCCUAUAACCAUCAUAGCUUGGGUUCUUGAUUAUGAUGUUUAUGCGCGUCCCAAUAAAUUAUACGUUCAAUUAUGGACUAAUUUGAAAAUUCCAAGUUGGUCAAGUAUAGAAUUGGUUGAAGAACAACAACAAAUCAUAAUUGGCUGUGAUCCUGAUGAGUCUUAUCGCGUUUUUAAAAUUGUAAUUUCUACUAUUGAUAUUGAUGAAGGGUGGUAUGAAUUUACUGUUAGAAUCAAAAGAGAAGAUUGGGAAGGUUGGAGGUGGAUAAGCGCGAAUGAAGGUCAAAAUGCUAAAAUAUUUAUAAGCAAAACAGAAAAUAACACAGGUCCUAGAGAAGAUUUAAAUCGAUCCAUCUUUUAUGAAAGAAUUGAUGAAAAGAAAGUUAGGUAUAGUUUACAAGGAGAUGUUGAUUGUUGGUGU
Messenger RNA from Racocetra persica, 459 nucleotides. NCBI's taxonomy places the organism in Eukaryota, Fungi, Glomeromycota, Glomeromycetes, Diversisporales, Gigasporaceae. The record is from the annotation of a GenBank genome assembly.